This is a messenger RNA of Nilaparvata lugens (brown planthopper), 2120 nucleotides long. RefSeq lists its product as uncharacterized. Bases 119 to 1531 code for a protein of 470 amino acids. NCBI's taxonomy places the organism in Eukaryota, Metazoa, Arthropoda, Insecta, Hemiptera, Delphacidae. The transcript is spliced from 3 exons. The record is from RefSeq and is a predicted model, not a curated record.
GCAACCAAGGGGCGGGUGACCAGCCCCAAGCCCCAGACGGCAACGAGCGGGUUGCAUGUGUGAAAGUGGUUUGAGAGAGAGAGAGAGAGAAUGAUGAGAGAGUGAGGGGACUGACCAAAUGCAUGCAGCAGCAAGCAGAUCUGUUGGUGGAAAUGGUGGUCUCCUACCACAGUCAACGACUGCAGCCUAUAUAACUCUCCCGCGUCCUCACCAACGUCAGUCUUGUCUUCUCUGUGAAGAACGUCGAGGACGGAGCUCAUCCACAAUGGGAACAUUGCCUCUGCUGACCCUAGUAGGGGUGGCCCUGCAGGCUGCGCUGAUCUUCGGCCGAGCAGUCGACCAGCCGCAGGCGGCCAGUGACGCAUUCACAUUCGCGUCUGUUCUGCAGCAACAGUCGCCCGCAACACAACAACAACCCAUUGCUGAUAGACGAGUAUCAUACGACGAUCAUGACGAUCAUCACCAUCAUCAUCACGAGCCAAAAGGUUACUGGAAGAAGAAGCUGAUCUGGAAGCCCGACUGGGUCAAGGUCUGGAAACCUGCAUCCAAACAAAUCUGGAAGCCCGCAUGGAAGAAGGUCUACAAGCCAAUCUGGGUACCAACCAAGAAAGCCGUCUGGCAGCACAUCGAAGUACCACAAUGGAAAAAGUACUGGAAACCAAUCUGGGUGCCAACCAAAGUGCCAGCCUGGAAAGAAAUCAAAGUACCCGACUGGAAGAAGAUCUACAAGCCAAUCUGGGUGCCCAUCAGUGUACCAGCCUGGAAGGAAAUCCAAGUGCCUGACUGGAAGAAGAUCUACAAACCCCACUGGGAGCACAUAAAGGUUCCAGCAUGGAAGGAAGUACAAGUACCUGACUGGAAGAAGAUCUGGGUGCCUGAGUUGAUCAAGGUUGGAAUCCCCGGAGAGAAGCAUCUAGGAAAGGACGAGCAUGGCUGGGAGUACACAUCUCAUGACUUGUGGAAGAAGAAGGUCGUAUGGAAGCCAAUCUGGAAGAAGAUCUGGAAAACUGAGAAACAUCAAAUCUGGGUACCAUCCAAGAAGCUUGUCUGGAAGGAAGAAUGGAAACAGAUCUGGAGAACUGAGAAGAAGCAGAUCUGGGUACCAUCCAAGAAGCUGGCCUGGAAGGAAGCGUGGGUUCAGGUUUGGAAGCCAGCCAAGAAGCUGAUCUGGGUUCCCGACAAGAAGCUGGCCUGGAAGGAGGCAUGGAAGCAGAUCUGGGUGCCAAGCAAGAAACUGAUCUGGGUACCAGACAAGAAGCUCGAAUGGAAAGAAGAGUGGAAAGAGUACCAGGUGCCUGCAUGGAAAAAGAUCUGGGUGCCCGCAUGGAAGAAGGUGUGGAAGCCAGUGUGGAUCAGCGAAUGGAUCAUCAUCCAGGACGACCACCAUCACCAUCAUGGCUGGGACAGGAAGGACACAGUGGCCAACCCUCAGCAGCUGCAGCCUCAGCUGGGCAGUCAGCAGCAGGCACAGUCCUACAUUCCACCCUUUGUGCCACUUCCUCCCAAGCAGCCACAGUCACCCCUGCAAUAGGCACCAACGACUGACCGACCAGGUGCCAUCAACCCCCAAAACACCCCCCCCCCACAUUGUGCUCAGUUACCCCCUUAAGUACAAAUAAGUCACUAAACCAACCAACCAAGCAUCCACAUCACCUACUAGAAGAAAUACUCAGUUACUCAUUGAUAUUAAUGUUUAGUUGUUAGUUGGUCUCCAAAAUUAAUAGAUCAUGGAGAAAAGAAUGAACUGAAGGUUGAUCACACAAAGAAAGAAUGCAAUAAUUAUCCGAACUCAAUGGAAAGUUGAAAUAACAAUCGGAUUUGGUUUAUGACAUGGAUAGUCAAGAGCGGAUGUCAGUAGACUUCACUGUAGUACAUUUUCUAUCUAUUAGAUCUCUUCUAAUAGGUGAUGAAUACACUUCAACCAUCCUUAUCAAGCCCCUCCCCCCCCCCUAGAUUAAGCUAAUCAAUCAAGCGAUUUUACGUUUGAUUUGUAAAUAAUGUAAUGACGUUGUUGUUAUUCGUGUUGUUAUGAUUACCUGUUGUUGUUGAUCUGUUAAUAAGAUAGUGUAUUGUGUACAUUAAUUACUUACUAAAAGUCGAAUAAACGAAUUUGUAAUAAA